Stylonychia lemnae is the source of this 387-nucleotide messenger RNA. The record is from the annotation of a GenBank genome assembly. Lineage: Eukaryota; Ciliophora; Spirotrichea; Sporadotrichida; Oxytrichidae.
AUGAAAGAAGAGAGAACCCUUACCAAUUGCAAGAGAAUCGGCAACCAUCUCAUACUCCUAGACAAGCUCCUGGGCAGCGGCCACUACGGCAAAGUCUACCUGUCCUAUGAAAUUAGUCAGACGGAUGACAAGAGCUUGCUGAUGAACAAGCCUUUGGCCUGCAAGAUUAUCGAGCGAGAAAAGCUCAGCGCCACUGCUCAUAAACAAGUGCAAAACGAGGUAGAGGUCUUGUCUGAAGUGAAAAGCGACAAUGUCAUAUUCAUGAACACUGAUUCUGAUAAGAUUGUGUCAUAUACUUAGCGGCCACUUUUACGCAGAAGAAAUGACUUUUAUAAGUUACAGGAACAUAAACAAUCGAAAUCAUCUCAACUAUCUGUUGACUUUUGA